AAAUGCGAUUACUUUCCCCCAAAUUCAGUAUAACACUGGAAAAACCUCUCAAUGCUCACUCACACUGGUGAAACUUUCUCAAAGAAAAAUGUUGCUAGAUGUUAGGUUUUGGAACAGUGACAACGAAAGCCAAAUCAGAACCUAAGGUCAUUCAAUUCCAAUAUCAGAGCAGCAGCAGUUCUAAACGAGGGGAAUAUUCAGAAAGGGAAAGAAAACACAAAAGUGGAAAAGAAAUGGAAAAUGGAGCACUUGAUGGUGAUGAAUAAGAGUUUUCUUAUUCUUAGUUUGUCUCACACUCAAGAGAUGUGACCCAGCCUUGUAAAAGAUAAUCAAGCUUUAAGAAUGGAUUAUUUGGGGCCUUUUAGCAAACCUGUUGAGGCAGUGAUUGAUUUUAUAUCAAAACUUGGUGUUCGACAUGUGACUUACAUCAUCUGUUACAAGCAAAAUGUUCUUGAACUAAGCAAUAGUGUUAAGGAUCUUGGAUUUGAAAAAGAGAGGAUAAAUCAUCAAUGUGAUGAUACUCAGAAAAAUCUAAACAGCAUUGAAGGUAAGGUUAUUGAAUGGGUUCGAAAAGUGAAUGAAAUUGAGACUCUAAUGAAUGUGUUUGAGAAUGAUGAUGGCCACAAAAGAGCUAGGUCGCUCAGUUGUUAUGUUUUUUCGUACUUGUUGAAUAGACACAGGUUAGGAAGACGAGCAAAGAAAAUGGAAGUGGAUGUUAAAAAACUAAUUGAUGAGUCCCCCAACUUUGAUGAAGUUUCCUAUAGGGAAGAUGUAACUUCUAAUGAUGCCACUUUGUUUAAUUCCGACUUUGUAGAAUUUGGUUCUACAAAAUCCAUAAUGGAAAAAGUAAUGACACAACUUGAGGAUUCCACUGUGAGAAUAAUUGGAUUGUAUGGGCCAGCGGGUGUGGGUAAAAGCACUUUAAUCAAAGAAAUUGCAAGAAAAGCUAAAGACAAGAAGGUGUUUGAUGUGGUGGUUAAAGUAGAAAUAACAGCCAAUCCCAAUCUACAAAAUGUCCAGGAGGAAAUUGCUUAUGUGUUAGGAUUGAGAUUGGAAGGGGAAGGUGAAAAUGUGAGAGCUGAUUGUCUACGGAGGAGGUUAAAGAAAAAAAGGAACACCCUUUUAAUCUUGGAUGAUCUUUGGGAUAAAUUGGACCUGAACAAAUUAGGGAUUCCACUUUUUGAUGAUGAAGAUGAUUAUGAGGAUGUCUCAAUCAGUGAUAACAAGGAUCAUAAUCACCAAAAGUUCGAGGAUUAUAAUCACCAAAAUUUCGAGGAUCAUAAUCACCAAAAGUUGGCCAAAAAAAAUGAUAAUAAAGAUCAUAGUGACCAAAAGUUGGCAAAAAAUAAUGAUAACAAGGAUCACACUUACAAAGUGUUGAACAAAGAAAAAAUCCUUGGUAGUCACAAGGGGUGCAAAAUUUUGCUAACUUCACGGGAUAAAAAGAUAUUGUGUGAUAAAAUGGAUAUAAAGUCGACUUUUUGCGUAAAGGAAUUAGAUGACAAGGAUGCUUUGAUGUUGUUUCAAAAGUUGGCUGGAAUACGUAAUGAAAUGUCAGACUCUAAACAGGAAAUUGUGAAAAAAUAUUGUGCAGGGUUACCAAUGGCAAUAGUUACAGUCGCAAGGGCAUUACGAAGCAAGGGUGAGCCAGUAUGGGAAGCUACACUAGAAAAACUUAAAAGACAAGAAUUAGUGGAAGUGCAAACAUCUAUGGAUAUCUCAGUGAAGAUGAGUUAUGACCAUCUAGAAAAUGAGGAGAUAAAGUCCAUUUUCUUACUUUGUGCUCAAAUGGGCCAUCAGCCACUAAUUAUGGACCUAGUGAAAUAUUGUUUUGGUUUGGGUAUACUUGAAGGGGUCUCCUCAAUUUGGGAAGCUCGGGAUAGAAUUAAAACGUCAAUCCAAAAGCUAAAGGAUUCAGGCUUACUGUUGGAUGGAAGUUCUAAUAAUCAUUUCAAUAUGCAUGACUUGGUUCGAGAUGCUGCUUUGUCCAUAGCUAACAAUGAUAGAAAUGUUUUUACACUCAGAAAUGGCAAACUAGAUGAUUGGCCCGAACUAGAGAGUUGCACUUCUAUGUCGAUAUGCAGUUGUGAUAUUGUUGACGGGCUUCCUAAAGAGAUAAAUUGUUCUCAACUUAAAUUUUUUCAAAUAGACACUAAUGAUCCAUCUUUGAUAAUACCCGAGAAUUUUUUUGAAGGAAUGAAAAAUCUCAAAGUUUUAAUAUUGAUUGGUUUUCGUCUAUCAAGAUUACCAUCUUCCAUUAAAUGUCUAUUAAAGCUUAGAAUGCUUUGUUUGGAGCGAUGCACAUUGGAUGACAACUUACAUAUAGGAGACCUGAAAAAAUUAAGAAUUCUCAGCUUCUCUGGAUCUCAACUAAAAACUUUGCCUACUGAGUUAGGGUGCUUGGAUAAGUUACAACUUUUAGACAUCAGUGAUUGUUUCAUAGUGGAUACUAAUAUUCCACCACAUCUUCUAUCAAGUUUGACACAUUUAGAAGAGUUGUAUAUAAGAAAGUCUGUGAUUAGAAUGUUGGGGGAAGGAGAGACAAACCAAGGUCAAAAUUUGUUUCUUUCUGAAAUAAAGAAUUUGUAUCAGUUGAAAGUGGUGGACUUAAGCAUCCCUUGUGUUUCAGUUUUGCCCGAUCACUUGUUCUUUGAUAGGUUAAAAGAUUACAAGAUUGUGGUUGGAGACUUGGAAAUGUUUUCUGUUGGAGACUUUAGGAUGCCUGAUAAGUAUGAAACAUUUAGAGUUUUGGCAUUGCAACUGAAUGAUGCCAGUGACAUUCACUCCUACGAAGGCAUUAAAAUGUUGUUUAAAACAGUACAAUGUUUGUUGUUGGGAAAUGUAGAUGGUGUUCAAAAUGUCGUUAAUGAGUUGAAUGUAGAUGGAUUUCCAUAUCUAAAACACUUGCACAUUGUAAAUAACAAUAACAUCAAAUAUCUCAAUUCAACAACAUUGUCUAAUUGUGUGGACAUUUUUCCCAAUUUGGAAUCUCUAUGCCUCUACAAUCUAGUGAACUUAGAGGUGAUAUGUUACGGUCUUCUUACAGCUGCGUCAUUCGCCAAAUUAAAAGCCAUCAAAGUUGAAGUGUGUAACCGAUUGAAGAAUCUCCACUCCUUUUACGCACUUAAGGUUCUUACUAGUUCAAAAACAUGUGAGAUUUCGGAAUGUAAUUCUUUUAUGGAUAAAUUUCCUACCAGUGUAGAAAUAAUUGAGGUUUGUGAAUGUGGAUCUUUAAAGGAAAUCCUUCAAAUACCAGUGGAUUAUGGUCAACUUGAGUUUCAUAAGUUGCAGUCUUUGACACUUCAAUCGUUACCAUCAUUUACAAGUUUUUAUACCAUAGUGGAUGGGUCCUAUGGAUCACAUGUAAUAGAGCUUCAAACUACGAAUGGGGGUAGUAGAGAAAUUGUCGGUGAAGAUGUGCAAAAUGACAAGACUCCUCUUUUUGGUGAACUGGUUGCAACUCCAAACUUAGAGAGCUUGAAUAUAUCCUCACUCAACAUCCACAAGAUAUGGAGCGACAAACACUCGGCAUGUUUUGGGGGCCAAAACUUGAUAAAAAUAGUUGUGAAACAUUGUGAUAAAUUGACAUAUCUAUGUUCACUAUCUAUGGCUAACAGUUUGAAGAAGUUGAAAAGCCUUGUCAUAAGUGAGUGUCGGAUUAUGGAGAAGAUUUUUGAGACUGAAGAAAACAGUGCUGACAAGGUUUGUGUCUUCCCUAUGUUAGAGGAAAUCCACCUUAGCAAAAUGAAUAGAUUAACAAAUAUAUGGCAAACUAAAGUGAGUGUUGAUUCCUUUUCUAAUCUCGCUUCCGUAAAAAUUGAAGAAUGCAAUAAACUAAACAAGAUUUUUCCGAGUCACAUGAAAGGAUGGGUUGAAUGUUUGGACAACUUGACAGUUUGUAGUUGCCUGUCGGUGGAAGAGAUUUUUGAAAUCAAUGAUUAUAAAGAGAUAGAUGAAUUUGGAGGGAUAGACACAAAUUUGCAAGCUAUUCUUCUUGAAAAUCUCCCAAAGUUGAAACAGUUAUGGAGUACAGAUCCAAAUGGGAUUCUUAAUUUUAAAAAGUUGCGAACUAUAGAUAUAUAUAAUUGUAAUGAAUUGAGGAACUUGUUUCCCUCUUCUGUGGCCAAAGAUGUUCCAAAGCUUGAACGCAUAUCAACAUUGCAUUGUGAGAAAAUGGUGGAAAUUGUUGCAAGUCAAGUUGCAUCAGGUGUUAACAAUGAUCCAUUGGUGUUUCCUGAACUAGUGUGUGUGAGAUUACAAUGGCUACCAAACAUCAAGCAUUUCUACAAGGGGAAACAUCUUAUAAAGUGUCCAAAGUUGAAGGAGUUGAGCAUCGGCACGCGUGUGACGCUUAAAACAUUCCUCAAAGAAACCAGUGAAACAACAAAGAAAGAAGAAGAAUGUGUUUUUUCAGCUGAAGAGGUGUUGCCCAAUUUGGAGUAUAUGGAAAUUGACUUCGAUGAAGCACAAGAGUUGUUACCAAAGUAUCAAAUGCAACGUCUAAAAGAGCUUACUUUGAUGUCAGUUGAAAGUGUCGAUCUUCUCUGGCAGUUUCCAUACUGUAUGUCAAAUUUAGAAAAGUUAAAAAUGGUUUACCCUUCUUUUCUUCAAGAGGUAGAGCCAAGAGCAAACUUUGCACGUCAAGAAAGAUUCGGAAUCACAUUGCAGCUGAAGGAAUUAGUUUUGGUUCAUUCAAAGAUAAGGGAUCUAGGAUUAGGACGAGUUCCAGUUCUACGAAGACUAGAGCUUUUAAGCUUAAAAAACUGUGACUUACUGAACAAUUUGGCUCCUCCCUCUGUAUCAUUGACUUACUUGACAUAUUUGGAACUGAAGCAUUGUUCGCGAUUAAGGAACUUAAUGGCAUUCUCCACGGCCCAAAGCAUGGUUCAACUGAAGACCAUGAAGGUAAUCAACUGUGGUAAUGUAAAGGAAAUAGUAAGCAAUGAGGGAAGUGAAAAUGGCAAAGAGAUGAAAAUUGUAUUCAGCAAAUUGAUUUCUAUAGAACUUGUGGGGCUAAACUACAUGAGAAGCUUUUGCAGUUCCAGGGAAUGUGAAUUUGAUUUUCCAUCACUGGAAAUAUUGAUUGUAAGAGAAUGUCCGAAUAUGGAGAAAUUCAGUGAGAGAAGGCCAAUAACACCAAAGUUAAAGAAUGUAUUUGGUGUAGAAGGAGAUGAAAAAACCAGAUGGCAGUGGGAACAUAACUUGAAUGCCACCAUACAAAAAGUUUUCAAUGAUAAGGUCACUUUCAGAUACACUGAGGAUCUGCUUUAUAACUACGGUACUGAAUUUAUUAUAAAGUGUAAAAUAAGAUGAAAUAGGGUUUUGGGAUUAAUCUCCCUUGUGUAAACCCUACAUAAAGGACAAUUUAUUUAUAUUGAUAAUGGGCCAAAUCCCAGAAAUACAUAAUGGGCUGAGCCCAACUAUUAAACACAAUAUUAUAUCAUCUAACACUCCCCCUCAAGCUGGUGCAGACAAAUCGUAUGUACCAAGCUUGUUACAAAGAUAAUCAAUUCUAGGUCCUCGAAGAGACUUAGUGAAAAUAUCUGCUAAUUGAUCACUUGAGUUGACAAACUCGGUCUUGAUGUACCCGGAUAGGAUUUUUUCUCGAAUGAAGUGACAGUCAAUUUCAAUGUGUUUGGUCCUCUCAUGAAAGACAGGAUUAGAGCUAAUAUGAAGAGCAGCUUGAUUGUCACAUAUGAGUGUCAUUUGAGUGACAUCUCCAAAUUGCAAUUCUUGAAG
This is a messenger RNA of Vigna unguiculata (cowpea), 5739 nucleotides long. RefSeq lists its product as uncharacterized. The record is from RefSeq and is a predicted model, not a curated record. Gene Ontology annotation, molecular function: ADP binding; ATP hydrolysis activity. NCBI's taxonomy places the organism in Eukaryota, Viridiplantae, Streptophyta, Magnoliopsida, Fabales, Fabaceae.